This is a messenger RNA of Vigna radiata var. radiata (mung bean), 2078 nucleotides long. Its product is annotated as probable polyamine oxidase 2. Bases 307 to 1776 code for a protein of 489 amino acids. The record is from RefSeq and is a predicted model, not a curated record. The transcript is spliced from 10 exons. Lineage: Eukaryota; Viridiplantae; Streptophyta; Magnoliopsida; Fabales; Fabaceae. Gene Ontology annotation, biological process: polyamine catabolic process. Gene Ontology annotation, molecular function: polyamine oxidase activity. Gene Ontology annotation, cellular component: peroxisome.
UGUUUUCCUUUCCGUUUUCCCUUCUCUCAAUUUUCUCCCAAACCAAACCCUCACCAACCCUUUCGUUCUUCUUCUUCUUCCUCCUCGUGGCGAUCCGAUCUGGCUGAGAGCGCUCCCUUGGCCUCUGCAAAAUUAGCUGCAUGAGCUGGUUUGGGAAGCUCCGUUUAUUCGCCAAUUUCAAUUCCUUUCACUUCAUUACUUCUCUCUUAAUUUUUACCCUCCAUUUUUCACCUCAAUCUUCUUUGUCUCUAUUCAAUUCCAACGCUAAAACCAAUUUCCAUCGUAAUUUCCUGAUACCGUCUCACCAUGAACUCCCCGUUCAAGAGUAAUCAUCAAUUACGCAGAGACCUUUGCUGUGCAAAUGAUCACAAACAGCAGGAGAGGUCCCCUUCGGUUAUUGUGAUAGGAGGUGGCAUGGCUGGGAUUGCCGCGGCACGUGCGCUUCAUGAUGCCUCAUUUCAGGUUGUUCUUUUAGAAUCUAGGGAAAGACUUGGUGGCCGAAUUCACACUGAUUACUCAUUUGGCUUUCCUGUUGACCUGGGUGCAUCAUGGUUGCAUGGAGUUUGCAAGGAGAAUCCACUGGCUCCAUUGAUUGGGAAGCUGGGACUACCUCUUUACCGUACAAGCGAGGAUAAUUCUGUCCUUUAUGACCAUGAUUUGGAAAGCUAUGCACUUUUUGAUAUGGAUGGGAAUCAAGUUCCCCAGGAGUUGGUAACAAAAAUUGGUGAAAAAUUUGAAGUGAUUUUACAAGAGGCCAACAAAGUAAGAGAUGAAUUCAGUGAAGACAUGUCCAUACUUCGUGCACUUAAAAUUGUUUUUGAAAGAAAACCAGAAUUGAGGUUGGAAGGGCUUUCCUACAAAGUGCUGCAGUGGUAUUUGUGCAGAUUGGAGGGCUGGUUUGCUGCAGAUGCUGAUGCCAUAUCGCUGAAAUGUUGGGAUCAGGAAGUAUUGCUACCCGGUGGUCAUGGUCUUAUGGUCAGGGGUUACCAGCCAGUUAUAAAUACCCUAGCCAAGGGUCUUGACAUUCGCCUUGGACACAGGGUAACAAAAAUAGUUAGGCAAUAUAAUGAAGUAAAGGUGACAGUGGAAAAUGGGAAAACAUUUGUUGCAGACGCUGCUAUUGUUGCUGUGCCUCUUGGGGUGCUGAAGUCGAAGAGCAUACAAUUUGAGCCAAAGCUACCAGACUGGAAAGAAGCUGCCAUUUCUGAUAUUGGAGUUGGGAUCGAAAAUAAAAUAAUUUUACACUUUAAAAAUGUAUUUUGGCCCAAUGUGGAAUUCUUAGGAGUAGUUGCAGAGACAUCAUAUGGAUGCAGCUACUUUCUUAAUCUCCACAAGGCUACGGGUCGCCAUGUCCUUGUUUACAUGCCUGCUGGGCAGCUGGCCAAAGACAUUGAGAAAAUGUCUGAUGAAGCAGCUGCUAACUUUGCUUUCAUGCAGCUCAAAAAGAUCCUUCCAGAUGCUUCUUCACCGAUUCAGUAUCUUGUGUCUCGAUGGGGUACAGAUAUUAAUACGUUAGGUUCGUAUAGCUAUGAUGCAGUUGGAAAACCACAUGAUCUGUAUGAGAGACUACGGGUUCCUGUAGAUAAUUUAUUCUUUGCGGGGGAAGCAACAAGUAUGCUGUAUACGGGGUCUGUGCAUGGUGCAUUCUCUACUGGAAUGAUGGCUGCUGAGGACUGCAGAAUGCGUGUCCUGGAGCGAUAUGGGGAGCUAGAUUUGUUCCAGUCGGUAAUGGGAGAGGAUGCUUCAGUGAUACCACUCCAGAUCUCUCGUUUAUAAAUCUCAGGAGGCAUUCAUUAUACACCCCCUUCUGCAUUGCUUCUGUUGUCUAAUGUUGUGUUGAACCCUUGAUAUGUAUACCUAGACUUUGAUAAAUCUCGUGAAAAUAUGCAGAAAUGAGUUAUUAAUUUGGAAAGACAUGCGUGAACAUAUAGUUGUAGUUGUAAUGCUAACACAUUGCUGCUUACUUUACUGUCUUAAAGCUGUAUUUUAUCGCACAAUCAUUGAGUAGACCAGUAGGACAUAUUAUCAAGUAAUUUUCACACCGAACGGAUCUUAAGGUGUGUUCAUUCUGUGGACAA